GCCAUCUCCACACCAAAAUCAAAGCAACGAAGAAACCAUGAGGAUUCUAUCGGCUCGCCUCGUGAAAGGGAGAAUGCUGUCACUGUAUCCUUCUCCUCAAUCCCGCGGUUGGUGUUCAUCCAAAGGUUCGCGCGAGAUUCGUGUCACGGAGACAGGAAACCGUGGAGAAGUUGAAGAGAUCCUGACGAAACGGGUGGACGCAAUAGAUGAGCAGAUGAGAGAGAUGAGGCAGGACAUGCGUGUGAUGAAGAGCAAGCUCUGGGAAAUAUCAAAGGAGACCCAAGAUUUGAUGAUGUUCAAAGUAACCUGCACCUCACGAAACCCGACUCAAAAACACCAAGGCAAGCAAGGAGACGAGGAGGAUGUUUAUAAGUAUAUUGUGCUGCUCCCGAUUUUCUAUGCUGUUCCGCUGUUAAUGUAUGGCCGAUUUUAAUUUUGUCGGCUUUUUGGAAUCGCACUGUAAUUCUCAUGUGUUGGUUAUGCUUUGUUUUAGUCUCUCUCUCUCUCUCUCUCUUUUAAUGAUAAAUCGUGAGUUGGAACACGAGUUGACUCAGUGAA
Messenger RNA from Tarenaya hassleriana, 558 nucleotides. RefSeq lists its product as uncharacterized. The coding region runs from base 38 to 433 and encodes 131 amino acids. NCBI's taxonomy places the organism in Eukaryota, Viridiplantae, Streptophyta, Magnoliopsida, Brassicales, Cleomaceae. The transcript has 3 exons. The record is from RefSeq and is a predicted model, not a curated record.